AGUCCCUUUGUAGCUUUCGAUUAAUCACCUGUGCGUGCGUUAUCUCCGUAACUGGUUAAUCAACAUAGUGCUCUAAUACAAUAACAUUAAGGUAACUGUUACGCGGGCGUCGAGACGCCUGCUGCAACACGGCACGUCAACACACAAAAAUAUUCUCCGCGGUGAACAACUUCUUUGCUGAUUCACCAUUGGUGAAUCAGUUGAAGGGCAUCAUGACUCGACAAACGAGCAACGAGCCCGGCCCGCCGGACGAAAGCCGGGCAGACAAUAGGGGGACCCCAUCAGUCAACUUCGCUCUUAGCCCUUCUGAGAGCCAGUUAUCUGAGCGUUCCAUCACCCCGACACAGCGACAGGUCGCCUUCCUGAAGCCGGCUGCCAACACCGCGCUCGACAGGAAGGCUUCGUUAGUCGAUGAGAAUACCGGCAUCACUCGCACGCAAAUGAAAGAAUUCCGUGAAGCAUUCCGUCUCUUCGAUAAAGAUGGUGACGGUACCAUCACUAAGGAAGAACUGGGGCGCGUUAUGCGCAGUCUCGGUCAGUUCGCGAGGGUUGAGGAGUUACAUGACAUGCUGCAAGAAGUCGAUAGCGAUGGUGAUGGAAAUGUAAGUUUCGAGGAAUUCGUCAAUAUCCUCUCUAAGUCAAUGUCUGGAGCCGGUGGAGGGAGCAGCUCUGCUGAGCAGGAGGAGAGGGAGCUGCGAGACGCCUUCAGGGUAUUCGAUAAACAUAACCGAGGGUACAUUUGUGCUUCCGAUCUUAGAGCUGUGUUGCAAUGUCUCGGAGAAGACCUGUCAGAGGAAGAAAUUGAAGAUAUGAUAAAGGAAGUAGAUUCUGAUGGUGACGGGCGCAUUGAUUUUUUGGAAUUCGUUCGAGCACUCGGUGAGCCAGAAGACGCAUGUGAUGACGAAGAUGACGAGGAUCUCAACGAAGGAACGGACAUACUCCUCGCGAGACCGGUGGCUGCUAAUUAAUUCAUAUCCUAUUUUGUCCUAAGCUUAUGAUUAGAUUAAUUAACAACUGUUGGUAUUAAUACGAAAAUAAUGGCAACGUUAGUUGUGACAUGGUUGUGACAACAACCUUAGGCCGCGAACGAACAACAUGUCUGCUAUGGAAUACAUUUGUUUUAAAACUUAAACUUUUUUACAUAUAUAAACUGAACGCCAAUCUUCUGGUCUGUUCUCAAUUCUACAAACAAGUUAUAGCUUUAUCGCAAUCGAAUCGAAACAUAAUCGUUGCCGAUCAGUUUCAGUUCAGUUUUCCUAUUCUCCUAACACAACGAGCCGUUCGCGGUUCGGUCGAAGUUGGUUCGGAAUCGUAUCAUAACCAAAUAUUUUAGUAGAAUUAUCCUACUGUGUAUGCUAUAAUUCUCUGUAUUGUAUCUAAACGUUCCAGGGUGGUUCGUUACAGAGCUGUUGUCAUCUCUAUCCAAAUAAUAUCCGAUCCUUUAAUUUAAAAUCACAGUAGAACGUUCGCUAAAUGUGUCUUGGUGGAUAUUUUUGUCGGAUUCCACUAAUGAGGUUACAUUGUAUUAUGUAAGCAAUUAAACAUCAGCGUAUUAAUCGGGUACUACAAUUAAGAAUAGUGAAGAGAACAAUAAUUCGCUAUUUUUGUCAAUACGACAGAUGUCUCGGCCCGGCUUAAUAUGAACUAGUUCUGGUUUCUUUUUUAUGUGCAUCACUAGCAAUGUAAUUGACAGUAAUGACUAAAGUAAGUAACAGGUAAAUUAACAGCUUCUAAAUGUUCCAUUGCUGGGCUAACGUCUCUUCUUUUGAGGAAAAGGCUUGGAGUUUCCACCACGCUGCUCCAAUGCCCGUUGGAAGUUUGGAUACUAGUGUGGCAGAAUAUCAUUGAAAUUAGACAUACCGGUUUCACGAUGUUUUACUUCACGCACAAAAGUCAGAGGUUCUUGCCUGGGUUUUUACCAGCAAUCAUAGGUUAAGAUUCACUCGUUCUAACCACUGGUUCAGUAGUGACUAUUUAAAAAAGUAACUAUUAUGACCACAGGAGCAGGCGAAUACACUUCGAAGAAUUAUGGCAGGAAUGAAUCAACAAAUGUCAAAUGUGUGACAAACUAAUUAUUGAUAGAUGAGAAUCAUUUCUUGUAAUUUAAAAUUUCACUAUAA
Molecule: messenger RNA, 2120 nt
Organism: Vanessa atalanta (red admiral)
Lineage: Eukaryota; Metazoa; Arthropoda; Insecta; Lepidoptera; Nymphalidae
Product: neo-calmodulin
Exons: 8
Coding region: 213-968 (251 amino acids)
Molecular function (GO): enzyme regulator activity; calcium ion binding
Source: RefSeq, a predicted model, not a curated record